CUUCUUCACCUUCACCACCGCUAACAUGUCACAAACCGUUGGAGCUACACGACUCGCCUACUCGAGGGUAUGGCACCACAUCUCGGCGUCGACGCCGCACCAGACGCUGAGCACGAUCAAGGCGCCGCCCGAGGCGGUGACGCCGCCGUCGCUGGGGCGGCUGGCGUCGCGGAUCGCGACGAUCCUGAUGGGCAAGCACAAGCCGAUCUGGGACCCGUCGACGGACUGCGGCGACUACGUGGUGGUGACCAACUGCGCGGCGCUGUACACGACGGGCCAGAAGAAGUACCGCAAGACCUACUACCGCCACAACACCCGCCCGGGCUCGCUCCAGACCAUCACCAUGGACGUGCUGAUGGACAAGUUUGGCGGCGCCGAGGUCCUGCGCAAGGCCGUCAGCGGCAUGCUGCCCAAGAACAGGCUGCGUGACAAGCGGCUGGCGCGGUUGAAGGCCUUUGAGGGCGAUGCCCACCCGUACAAGCAAAACUUGGUGCGGUUUGGUGGGAAGGUUGUGGGGACUUCGGGGUGGGAGGAUAUUGUGAAGGCUGUGAGGGAAGCGGAUGCUGCGAGGAUAUAGGGGCUGCUGGGAAGGAACGGCGGUUGGAUGGGUGUGUGUACGAGGUCGUCUUGACUCUAUGAUUUGAGUCUUGUGUGUAUUAACAAUACAUUGAUGGAUACCACAAAACCUUGUUCCUGGAACACUAGGGAUUGAGCCGUUGGCCCUUGUUGAUAUCAUAUGCAUCAAAUGUCAAUUCGCUACGCCAAAUGCCGGUCGGGCUCAUAGAGCACGAACAUGCCAAGAUCGAGAGCACGCCAGUGUUUCUCACAUCGGAUAUGCCAAAGAAAUAUUCCCCUGUUCCGUUGCCAUGCACCUUUCUCACCUGUGUGCCAAAGUGGCGGUAUCACGGGAUACCUCACA
Messenger RNA from Chaetomium fimeti, 919 nucleotides. RefSeq names its product mitochondrial 54S ribosomal protein YmL23. Bases 26 to 577 code for a protein of 183 amino acids. Gene Ontology annotation, molecular function: mRNA binding; structural constituent of ribosome. Gene Ontology annotation, cellular component: ribosome; mitochondrial large ribosomal subunit. The record is from RefSeq and is a predicted model, not a curated record. Gene Ontology annotation, biological process: negative regulation of translation; translation. The transcript is spliced from 2 exons. Lineage: Eukaryota; Fungi; Ascomycota; Sordariomycetes; Sordariales; Chaetomiaceae.